This is a messenger RNA of Uloborus diversus, 2272 nucleotides long. RefSeq names its product zinc finger protein 628-like. The record is from RefSeq and is a predicted model, not a curated record. Gene Ontology annotation, molecular function: DNA-binding transcription factor activity; RNA polymerase II cis-regulatory region sequence-specific DNA binding. The transcript has a single exon. The coding region runs from base 1 to 1890 and encodes 629 amino acids. Lineage: Eukaryota; Metazoa; Arthropoda; Arachnida; Araneae; Uloboridae. Gene Ontology annotation, biological process: regulation of transcription by RNA polymerase II.
AUGCAGAACGGUACUUAUCCCUGGAUGGCAUCUUCUUCUUUGACUCAGAAGAGCUGGCCACCUGGUUACCAGGCCAGCCUUACUGAUCUUUUCUUGAAGAAAAAUCCUUUGCAUUUUGGAUCUGGAAUAUCGCAAUUAGCAGCUGCUUCAAAUUAUAUAGAAAAAAUAUCAACAAUUAACGAAGCUCCUCCAAAAUGCCCACACCCUGAUGCCAAAGAUAAGCCAUAUCCAUGUGAUAUCUGUCAGCAGUACUUAAAUUUGUGUAAUAGUCUUCGAAAUGAUGGUGCAUCAACAAAUGUAACAAGACCUUGUAGUAGUCCAGUAAUGACAAAUUCUCCCUCGGAAAGAAAACCGAUGAACCUUAUGCCAAAUCCCAGUGCUCCUCCUCCCAAUAUUGUACCAACCAGUGGAAUUCAUCCUUCAAUGAGUGUUCAUCCUGGGGCUGCUAUGAUGCAAAAUAAUAAGCCUAGACCAAUACCAACUAAACAGUUUCCUUGCCCUGUGUGUCAUAAAUUAUUCACUCAGAAAGGUAAUUUAAAAACUCAUAUGAUGAUUCAUACAGGAGAGAAACCAUAUGCAUGUCACGCAUGUGGUAAAAGUUUUACUCAAAAGGGCAACGUCGAUACUCAUAUGAAAAUUCAUACCGGAGAGCGAGAGUACGGCUGUGAAGCUUGUGGAAAGCGUUUCACUCAAAAAGGUAAUUUAAAGACUCAUAUCCGAAGUGUGCAUACGAAAGAGAAGCCUUUUGCAUGUGGUUUAUGUGGGAAAUGUUUUUCCCAGAAGGGUAACAUGCAGACUCACUUAAGAACACAUAAUAAAGAUGAUAGAUUUCCAUGUACACUUUGCGGAAAAACAUUCUCCCAGAAGGGCAACCUAAAGACUCAUAUGGCUCGUCAUGCUGGACAAAUUCCAACAAAACGUCAGUUUGGUUCUCGUCUAGCAAAUAGAACUUAUGUUGGGCAGUUGGUGAAAGCUGGUCAGCCAACAGUGCCUCGUAUGCCACCAUUUCCAAUCCAGCCAUCUCCUGUUUCUUCUCAAGCUUCUACAACAUCACCAUUAAAUUCACCAACAACACCACAGCCUAUGCCCACUCCUAAUCAGAAUAAUCAUCCAGAUAUACGUAGUCCGCAUCAAAGCAUGGGCAAUCCAUAUUCUGAAUCUCCAAUUGAUUUAAAACCUCCUUUGAACUGUCAUCUACCACUUUCAAGGCCUUUGUCUUGCAAUCAGCCUCCUGGAAUGAAUAACAAUUCACCUAGUCCGCACCCAUCUCACCUAUCAAGCCCUUCCCCCGAGGAUGAACCAAAUUCCCGACAAUUUAUACAUAGUAAAUUAUUUCAGCAUUCAAACGCUUUGCAUAGUCCAAACUAUAUGAAUGAUCAAUUGCAGGAAAUGCAUCCUAAUAAUAAUUUGAUGCCUAAUUCUCAGCAGUCUAGGAUAACUAGCCCAUUACCUAUCGGAACUCCCGGUCAUGAUCAAAAUCAUGAGCGUGAUUCUCGACCAUUUUAUUCUGCUCCACCUACACCAGUUCCAGCUCCCAUGACUCCGGUCUCAAGAUGGCUUCCCCAUGGCUCAGCUCGUCAUUAUGAUUCUUUUCAAUCUCAUGCUGGUCUAGGUUGCUAUAGUUCAAUUACUCCACAUACCACACCGCUAUCUCGAUUAUCUUUACUGGCAUCAGGCUCUAUGAAUUCUCAAAAUGGCCCUAUGAAUUCUCAAAAUGGGCCUAUGAAUUCUCAUUCUCAGAAUGGUCCCAUGAAUUCUCAGAAUCAUAAUAACCAGCCACUUGAAAAUGGUGAUGAAAUGGAACCCAAGGAAGCAGAGUCGGUUCAACAACAUUCACAGGAGCAUUUUCAAUCUCCAACAAAUCCCGAUUUUUCUCAAUUGUUGGACUGAAAAUAUCAUGGUCUAUAAUAAUUCUUCAAGCUUCAAUGACUCCAGUUGUACAGUGUAAGUUAUUAGUAUUUAUAAACUUACAUGUACAGAAGUUUUAAAAAUGUGAUGCUUUGUCAAAAAAAAGAAAAAAAAGUUUUGUUUUUAACUGCUAUAUGUUUGAAACUGAAGUGCCACUGGCUUAAGCGUUAUAAGUUUUGCUUUCCUUUUUUAUAAAAUAAAGGCAAAUGCAUUACUAUGAACAGUGUUUGGCAUGUUUCAGGCAUGAUUAAAUUGGGUAAACUAUUGAUUUAUAGUGCUUUUUGAUUGGAAAGUUAUUGCUGUUAUUAAAUGAAGUAAGUGUGGAAUAGAAGCUAACUCAUUUUUCCCCUCAUGUUUUCCCCCU